AUGCCGCGUGGAAGAAACCGCCGAUCAGCCGCUGAUGCGGUUGCACGACCACUCGCCCUGGCGCUCGCUCUCGUCUCUACCCUGCCUCGCGCCGCGCACUCGCAGGAUCUGGCGCUGCCACCACUCCCGCCACCUGGUCGGAGGCCGACGACGUGCGACAACGUCCCGGAGCCCUUCCGCAUAAGGUCUAGCGCGUCGUCUCUGCCUGGCGGCUUCUGGGUGAUAUGCGGGCCAAACAGGGAGGCCAUGCUGUCCAUCGGCGAGCAUGAGUACAGAAUCGAUUCCGUGUCCAACGGCUACGUGGUCAUCUUCGCGGAGCCCAUCACACAGGUGUGUUACGACGGCAAGGGCAAGCCGACGCCCGGGGCAAAGAGCUUGGACGGGACUGCGUUAACUUGGAGCUUGGAAGGGACGCCGUUCACUUUCUCCCAGAGAAACAAGCUGGUCAACUUCGGCUGCAACCACACGCUCAUAGCUAACUUCAGCAACCUGCCCGGUGAUCCCAGCCCGCUAUACAUCACCAGCUGCAUCACCAAGUGCACCACCUCCAGCAUCAGCAGCUCUUGCCAUGGGGAAGCCUGCUGCGAGGCCUCCAUGGACCAGCUGAACGGCGCCAAGGUGUUCAACCUAUCGUUCGAACCCACGGCGAACGGCACCGACGACGGCGAGGAGGACGGAACCUGCAGCGCGGCGUUCUUCCUGGACAAAGACGAGCCAGUCUUCAAUUUCAGUGGCGACGAGGUACGGCCGCUAAAAAAGGCCUUGUCGCCGCAACGUGAGCGCAGGAUGAUUUUGGAUUGGGCGUUUGGGAGCACCACCUGCGACCAAGCUCAGAGCUACACAUUCGAGCCACUGUGCAAGUACGGGUACGGCACCUGCGUCGACGCGCCCAGCGGAGCGGGCUAUCUCUGCAAAUGCCCUGACGGGUACGACGGAAAUCCGUACGUCAGUGACGGAUGCCAAGACAUCAACGAAUGCCGGAACUCCAAUAGUAACAACUGCACCUAUCAGAACCUCUGCAACAAUACUUUGGGAGGCUAUACCUGUUCUUGCCCCGAGAACAAUAUUGGUGACGGUUACAGGACAGGAACAGGCUGCAACACCGCUCUUGUGACACCUGGUGUAGGUCUUGCACUUAUGGUUACAGUGACCACCGCUGUGUCGUUCUACUGCUGGGCGAUAAAGAAAAGAGAGCUAGGAAGAAACAGAGCAGAAUUGUUCAGGAAGAAUGGUGGCUUACUACUGCAGCAGAGAUUUUCAACAAUCACGUCUCAAGGAGAGGACCAAUCAGCAAAGAUAUUUAGUGCAGAAGAGCUCAAGGCUGCUACUGACAACUACAGCGAGAGUCGAAUCCUUGGCCGAGGUGGACAUGGCACAGUGUACAAGGGCAUUCUUGCAGACCAAACUAUAGUCGCCAUAAAGAAGUCCAAGGUGUUCGAUGAGAGCCAAGUGGAGCAAUUUGUCAAUGAGAUUGCCAUCUUGUCACAGAUUGACCACCCAAAUGUUGUCAAGCUUUUGGGAUGCUGUCUAGAGACACAGGGGACUAUUGGGUACCUUGAUCCCGAAUAUUUCCAAACCAGUCAGCUAACUGAGAAGAGUGACGUUUACAGUUUCGGAGUUGUUCUUGCAGAACUAUUGACCAGGCAGAAACCUAUUUCUGCAGCAAGGCCGGAAGAAUCAUGUAACUUGGCUAUGCAUCUGGUGGUUCUAUUUAAUGAACGGCGCUUACUUCAGGAGAUAGAGCCGCACAUUUUGGUCGAAGCAGGCGAAGACCAAUGUUAUGCCGUUGCAGAGCUUUCAGUACGGUGCUUAAACGUGAAGGGAGAAGAACGGCCUGCCAUGGUGGUGGUGGCUUCAGUUUUACAUGGGCUAAAAAGGUCAUUCACCAUAGACCAGACUGCCACAAGAAAAGAUGAAUGGGCAGGGGAAAAUACUGAACAGGAAGAGAAACAUCUACGUGAGCCCAGACCAAUUCCCAGUUUGCAGUCAUUAGAAGUAAGCACACAAUGCAGCAUGGAGGCUGAAAUGUUAUCUUCUCAUAUGCCAAGAUGA
Molecule: messenger RNA, 2052 nt
Organism: Miscanthus lutarioriparius
Lineage: Eukaryota; Viridiplantae; Streptophyta; Magnoliopsida; Poales; Poaceae
Source: the annotation of a GenBank genome assembly